This is a messenger RNA of Artibeus jamaicensis (Jamaican fruit-eating bat), 7406 nucleotides long. RefSeq names its product RE1 silencing transcription factor (gene REST). The record is from RefSeq and is a predicted model, not a curated record. The coding region runs from base 540 to 3428 and encodes 962 amino acids. Gene Ontology annotation, cellular component: nucleus. The transcript has 4 exons. Lineage: Eukaryota; Metazoa; Chordata; Mammalia; Chiroptera; Phyllostomidae. Gene Ontology annotation, biological process: regulation of gene expression.
CCAGUCGCGGGCCGGAGGGCCAGAGAGGAGGCUGGACUGGAGAAGACUUGGUCUGGCCCAGCUGCACCCCGAGUUGGCCCCUCUUGCCUUUUUUAGUGUUGGGGAGCACAGGAAAACUUCAGGAAUAGUGUCUGGGCAACUCUCGUGAACUGGUUUGUAAAUGUGUGCAGUGAGCGGGGCGAGCCGAGAGGAAGCGAGAGCGCCCGAGUUUGCAAAGAGCUGCUUUGUGUUUGGUAUUUUGAGAAAAUGGCCGAAUGCCUAUUUCAGCCAGGAAUGCCGCCGCUGAGGCAGUCGCUGGUGGCAGGAGCACAUAGGAAUUCGUGCAACACAUUGGGCUUUGGGACUUUACUUGGAUGGUCCUCCUGACAAACGUUAAAAUUUCUUUAGGGAUGGUAGUUAGGGUUUUGGGGGAGUAUUAGAAAAGUCGGUGUUUGGUUAAAUAACCAAGUAGCUCGGGCUGUUAAACAUUGGGACAGCUUUUGCCCUCGGUUUGUUCUCUGUGUGAUGGCAUUUGAUUCCAACUUUUGUUGAAUACAGUUAUGGCCACCCAGGUAAUGGGGCAGUCUUCUGGAGGAGGAGGGCUAUUCAACAGCAGUGGCAACAUCGGCAUGGCCUUGCCUAACGAUAUGUAUGACUUGCAUGACCUCUCCAAAGCCGAAUUGGCUGCUCCUCAGCUUAUCAUGUUGGCAAAUGUGGCCUUAACUGGGGAAGUAAAUGGCAGCUGCUGUGAUUACCUAGUUGGUGAAGAAAGACAGAUGGCAGAAUUGAUGCCUGUUGGGGAUAACAACUUUUCAGAUAGUGAUGGAGAAGGACUUGAGGAGUCUCCGGAAGUAAAAGGCGAACCCAGUGGACUGGAAAACAUGGAACUGGAAAGUUUGGAACUCAGUGUUGCAGAACCACAGCCUGUGUUUGAGGUACCAGCUGCCCCAGAAAUUUAUAGCUCAAAUAAGGAUCUUCCUCCUGAAACACCUGGAGCAGAGGACAAAUGCAAAAACUUGAAGACCAAACCCUUUCGGUGUAAGCCAUGCCAGUAUGAAGCAGAAUCUGAAGAACAGUUUGUGCACCACAUCAGAGUUCAUAGUGCCAAGAAGUUUUUUGUGGAAGAAAGUGCAGAGAAGCAAGCAAAAGCCAGGGAAUCUGGCUCUUCCACUGCAGAAGAGGGAGACUUCUCCAAGGGCCCCAUUCGCUGUGACCGCUGUGGCUACAAUACCAAUCGAUAUGAUCACUAUACUGCUCACUUGAAACACCACACCCGAGCUGGGGAUAAUGAGCGAGUCUAUAAGUGCAUCAUUUGCACGUACACCACAGUAAGCGAAUAUCACUGGAGAAAACACUUGAGAAACCAUUUUCCAAGGAAAGUAUACACAUGCGGAAAAUGCAACUAUUUUUCAGACAGAAAAAACAAUUACGUUCAACAUGUUCGAACUCAUACAGGAGAACGCCCGUAUAAAUGUGAACUCUGCCCUUACUCGAGUUCACAGAAGACCCAUCUAACUAGACAUAUGCGCACUCACUCAGGUGAGAAGCCAUUUAAAUGUGACCAGUGCAGUUAUGUGGCCUCCAAUCAACAUGAAGUGACUCGCCAUGCAAGACAGGUUCACAACGGGCCGAAACCUCUGAACUGCCCACACUGUGACUACAAAACAGCAGAUAGGAGUAACUUCAAAAAACAUGUAGAGCUCCAUGUUAACCCACGGCAGUUCAAUUGUCCUGUAUGUGACUAUGCAGCUUCCAAGAAGUGUAAUCUGCAGUAUCAUUUCAAAUCUAAGCAUCCUACUUGUCCUAAUAAAACAAUGGAUGUCUCAAAAGUGAAACUAAAGAAAACCAAAAAGCGGGAGGCUGACCUGCCUGAUAACAAUACCAAGGAAAAAACAGAGACAGAGCAGACAAAAACAAAGGUGGACGUGGCUGGAAAGAAAAAUGAGAAGUCUGUAAAAGCAGAGAAAAAAGACAAUGUUUCAAAGGAGAAAAAGCCUUGUAGCAAUGCUUCGAUCCAAGUGACUACCAGAACUCGUAAAUCAGCAAUGGAAGCUAAAGACGUGGAUGUGCGUGCAGGAAACAGUUCAGAAAAAACCUGUAAAACCAAGAAAAGUAAAAGGAAGGUGGAAGCUGAAGCCCGUUCCUUACAAGAUUCCGUUAAUGAUGAGGAACCCGUGACAAAAAAGAAAAAGAAGACAGAAAGCAAAUCCAAAAAUAGUCAGGAAGCGCCAAAGGCUGAGAACAAAGUAGAGGAGAAUAAGAAGCAAAAUACUUCUGGGAAAAAAAAUACAAAGAAGAAAACUUUGAAAAAUAAUAAAUCAAGUAAAAAAGGCAGCAAGCCGGCUCAGAAGGAGACUGUUCAGAGGGGGCGAGCGCAGACAGAGCCGCAGCCCCCUGUGGAGCCUCCCGUGGAACCUGCUCAGACAGAGCCGCCUCCCCCCGAGGAGCCUUCUCCGAUGGAAGUUGUUCAGAAGGGGCCUGUCCACGUGGAGGAGCCUCCCCCCGUGGCACCUCCUCCCGUGCUGGAGCCCGCUCCUGUGGUAGAGCCCUCUCCUGUGGUGGAGCCCGCUCCCGUGGUGGAGUCUCCAGUUUCCAAAAGGUCUCCUCAAAAAGAUAAUAAAAAGGAAAAGUUGAACAUGCAGAAUGAAAUGGCUAGGAAGGAGCAAGUCCUAAUUGAAGUUGGCUUAGUGCCUGUUAAAGAUAACCAGCUUCGCAAGGAAAACGCAGGGGCACAGGAUUUCCCACCACCAUCACCACCAUUGCCAAAGGAAAACUUAGAAGAAGAGGAGUCAGCAGACCAAAAAUCACUCACCGAAUGCGAAGAAAAUAAAGAAGCUCCCCUUCAAAAAGUAGAAGCAGAAGAGGCAGAUAAGAGUCUAGCUGGUCUUGCUGCUGUUAUCAAGGAACCUGCAGAAAUUUCGUCCUCUGAACAGAACUCGAAUGCGCCAGAGGGCGAAACAUCAGAUGGUAAACAUCAGGCUGACACUGGGCUUUGUGAAAUGGACGCUAGUGAGAACAAAACAGAGAAUCCCCCUGGAAAAGACUCAGUAGUUGAAGAACCAGUUUCACCUCUGCUUCUUCCCCUAUCAACAGAGAAAGGUGAAGCAGUGUUCAAAACUGGUGUGGCAUCACCUCCUGUCACCAUUGCAGUAAACGAGUCUCAGGAAAUGGAUGAAGAUGAAGGCAUCCACAGUCAUGAUGGAAGUGACCUAAGCGACAACAUGUCAGAGGGUAGUGAUGAUUCUGGAUUAAAUGGGGCCCGGCCAGUUCCACAAGAAACUAGUAGGAAGAAUGCAAAGGAAGCCUUGCCAGUCAAGGUGCCUGAAGGAGAUUUUGUUUGUAUCUUCUGUGAUCGUUCUUUUAGAAAGGAAAAAGAUUAUAGCAAACACCUCAAUCGCCAUUUGGUUAAUGUAUACUUCCUUGAAAAAGCAGCUAAAGGGCAGGAGUAAUUAAACUUUGGAAAAGGCUUCAGUUCUUAGUUCAUAAGGUCUACAUUUUAUAUUCAUUUAUACUGGUAGACCACCUUUUAUUUUUAGAAUUGCUUUAAUUAGUGUCUGAUGUUGAUUUUUAAGUGGCACUCUUUUUCUUAGGACUCUGUAUACCUAGUGUGUAAAUUUUAGCAAAUCCAAGGGAGUUAGUGUACUAAACCUGCAGACACCUAAAUCUUUUAGUUUGUGCAUUUAAUUGAAACUAGAAGGCCAAGGUGGUAUCACAGCAUUCUGUUGCUUUGUCUAGCUGUGACUUGUCAGUUUCCUCCCCAUGUCUGUCUUCCUGUUACAGUUUAGUUUAUUCUUAAUUUUUUGUUUAGCUCUAUUAAAAUUGGCAUACUUAAAUAGCAAAUUACUUGAAGAAUUUGCCUGCUUUAUAUAAAGUUAGCACUUUAAAAUUUUUUAGACGUGAGAAGAGACAUUUAAAUUGAAAAAAAUCUCCCAACAGUGGACAUUGUUUCAGUCCAGGUAUUUACUCCCAAGUUUUGAUCAAUAUUUCUUAUUUGUAUAUAUUAAUCAUCAUAAGAACAUUGAUUUUUUUAUCUUUUUUUUAUUUUGGUGCUUUAAUGGCUAUAUUGCACAUUGUGUUUUUUUUUAACCUAUGCAGUUAAAUUUUCCUAGAUAUAGCAUUUGUGUUGAACAGUAACACUUUAUACAUAUAUAUGCAUGUUUAUUUUGUCCUCUUUGGAGGGAUGCUUUUAGUCUUGUUUGCAAAAGGGCAGUUUUUCUUUUGCUGCAAUUGUCGUUUUUGCAGAAUAUUAGUGUGUGCAAGUUUGUGAGCAAAUGAAACAUGCAGGUUCAAGUCAUUGAUUUUGAUUUUCACAUCUUAUAUCUAUGCCAGAUCUGUAUUUCAUGUAAGUUAUUUAUUUUAAGUGGAUGUAGUAAAUUCACAGCUCUCGAUUUGAACUUUGCAAUAAAUGAACCACUAGGCUCUAUAUUGAAUGGCAUUUUCUCUCAAAUACCAACUGUAAGUAAAGUUUAUUGGCCUGUUUUAGUACUAGUACAGCUACUUCUUAAAUGUACAGUAUUAAGUCAUCUUUGAGGAAAACUUUUUUUCGUAGAUGGUUGGUAUCCAUAUGACUACUCAACUGUUUGACAUUGGGAAAUUGCAAACCUGGAAUUAAGAGACAUAUACCACCUGCAAAUUGUAUAGAAUGUCAGCUGUGAGAUUCCAAAGCCAUAGCAAUUAUACGGAAAACCUAGAAUGAUAAAGGCAGUAUGAGUGCUGAUUAGCCGGCUGCCACUUCCUACGAAUAUAAUGAAAAAGGCUGGUGAACCUUAAUUACAGUUCAGAUUUAAAAAAUCACACUUUCUCAGGGAUCUCCACAAAGUAGUGGGUUUCCUGGCUGUUCCUGUGACAGCCUCUUUAUACAGGUGAGGCCUCAAAUGAAUUGCAGCUAUCCUGGUGUUCCUGUGGGAAUACUUUGUAUGGGGGAAGGCGUGUGUAUUCCCAAACUGUUUUGGUAGAUUCUUUGGCCAGGUGCUGAAGAAUAUGGAAAUCCAGCAUAGGAUUAUUCUUGCUGAUAGUAGUUAUUCAUUGCAGUAAAAAUAAAGUACGAUCUCAAGUAGGGAAUCUUGAACAAUUCUGAUUUUCCAUUUUCUGUUUUGAAAUAACCACUUUAUAUUUCAUUUAUUAUUACUAUUUUAAUCCGGUGAUCUCUUUGGGGCGCAGGUGUCAGAGUUUGGCAGUGCAACAUGAAGAAGAUUAGGAAAAGCAUUGAUGAAGUGUGGGUGGAAAACUUGCUAAAAAUCUGAGAGUGAAGUUUGAGUUGAAAGACGUUUGAAUUGAACUUUGAAUUGACUGGGAGGCCAAAGAUUGAAAGAUGAUUCUCUCAAGACGUGAGGAGUAAGUUGUGUGUUCACGGUGUGUGUUUUGUGUGCAUGAAUGGGAAUUUGUAAAUGAUGUUGAAUUCUAGGUGAAUUCUCAGCUCCGACAAUCAUUGUCAACAGAAGAUCAAGCUGCAAAUAUUUAUGUUUUAAAACUUAAAUUAUAAAGCUAGUUAAAUCUUUCUAACAGCUAGUUUUGAUGUUCAUGGGUACAUUUUAUAUAAGUUGUCUUUUACUUUAUAUGUGAAAAGAUUCCUGUUAAGUACAGAUUAGAGACUGGGAAUCAGUUUGGGGGAGAGGUUUUUGUGGAUUCUUUAAUACUACAAAAGAGAAAAAAAUUGACCUCUGUGGAAUUGGAUUGAUUUUCUUAUUUCAUUUUAAAGACCAGAACACCAAAAACAAAAAUAUAAAGGAAAUUAAAACCCUUUAUUGUUUAAUUGAUCUGAAAAAAUUGUUACUAGAAAUUGAGUAGGACUUGAGGCCUUUCUUCCAGAAAACAAGGACUUGAUUGUCAGGCCUAUAUUAGGUUCUGAACCUUAAUGCCAUGUAUUUGUACUUACUAAAAAUUGUUUCAGUGAAAAGUAUAUUAGUAAUACGAACUUCUAGUCUAGUCAGGAGUUCUUCCAUUUGCAAAAUGUGAUAUUUGCAUGGAACUGUUUUGAGUCUUUUUUUUUUUCCAGUUUCCCCUCCACUGGAUAGAAUUGAAACUAGAAUUUUCUCUUUUGAUAAAGGAAUAAAAAGUGAAACAUGUUAUAUGUAAAUUGAUGUUUAGUAACUAGAGAUAAACUUGAAAUCCUAGAAGACAUUAUAAGCCUAAUCAUAGGUAGUCUUAUGAAAAUGUAUCUCUUAACUAUCUUUUUGCAUCUGUAAUGUUUUCAAGAUAUUUUAAAUUAUAUAUUUUUCCUCUUUUCAGAGCUGCUUUGGGGCUUUUUUAAAAAAUGGAAGUGUAAUUUACAAGGGGUAACAAUUUUUGACAAGGCUUCUUAUAACUAUGGCUGGAUGUUUUUUCUAGUCUUCCAGUAAGGGCCAUUUUAUUUUUUAGAGUCACUUCUAAAGUCUUGUGGUCUUUAACUUUGGGGACUGUUUUGCAUUUGAGUGCUAAUACAUAUUUAAACCCAAGUAGACCUCAUCAAAUGUCACCCUAUGAAUGUUGACGAUGGAAGGACUACCUUGCCUGUAGUAUCAAUAUCAGUUCUGGACUGAAAAGCUGGGGAAGAAACAUAAUUUGCUUUUUUGCAUAAAUCAGAAAAAUAGCUAGUAUAUGGAGUUUCCUUGUUGACCUCAGCAGGUAAACUGAGCUGAUAGUAUUAUUCAGAUUCAGGAAGUUAUCUGAAUCUUGGUUUGUGUAGAUUUGCAAUCUACAUGCAAUAUUAACUAAAUCAAAUAGCUUUUACAGUUUCACCUGUGUACAUAGGCUCUCACCACCCUUUUCAGCAUCCAUUAGUUAUUGAACUUUGUAAACUGGCAUGGAAACAUUGCAACACUAUUUUGUUGCACCAAUUUUAUAAACUUUUACAGUGCAAUACGUGUUACUUUUCAGAGACAAACCAAAGGUUAAUUUCUCAAGGUUCUUGCUGCCUGCUUUAGCAGCAUUUGAUGGAUGAUCUUUUAUAUACAUUUGUAAUAGAUGAAAAAUAAACCAGAUUGCAAAUCCUUUUUUUUUAAAUGCUUAAACCAUGUACCAAGUUAUUGGUCCAAAAUCAUGUAAAAUAAGUUAAAUUGCAUUCUAUUAACCAAUAUGAGCGUAUUUCUGUAAGCAUAGUUAUGUUGAAAUAAAGUUUUAAAAAGCAUAUUGUGCCUUUGUUUAUUACCGGUAUAUCAAGUACCAAGGAAGCUAAAUUUAUUUUGCUGGAAUUGCAAGUAUAUCAAUAAUUUUGUAAAUUAUUUUCUCCAGGUAACUCACAGUAGAUAAAAAAGUCAUGGCAACCUAUUGCUUAGGGAAACAAACCAUUGUAUAGUAGUCCAAAGCAUAUCUUACUGUUACCUGUUUUCUGGGAGAUGGAGGGGAGGGAGAAACAAUGAAAGAUGAAUUCACAGAAGACUUUUUAUGUGGUCAUUCCUUCCCAGCUGCAGGUCCCCUUACCAGUUUUAAUGUACAAGUCCCUUGGCAGG